UAGUUCUGUAUGGAUUAUUGCAUAUAUUGCAGAGCCCUAAAUGUUAAGCAGAAGAGAGGGUGGCAAGAAGACGGGGUGGAGCUGCUAUUGCAGUGACCAGCACCAGCCAUGGGAAGGGCUGCCCAGAAAACCCUCAUCUCUUUACUCUGGCUAGCAGCAACAAUUUGUAAGGCUGAGGACACCUGCCCAGAGGUGAGGAUAGUGGGACUCAGCGGUUCUGAUAAACUCACCGUUCUCCAAGGCUGUCCUGGGUUUCCUGGUGCCACAGGAGCCAAAGGAGAACCAGGAGCUGCAGGAAUGAAAGGAGAACGGGGACCUCCGGGAAUCCCUGGCAAGGUGGGACCAACUGGCCCAAAAGGAGAAAGAGGUCCUGCUGGCCCCACUGGAGUGAAAGGAGAUAAAGGAGCAUUGGGAACUCUUGGAACAGUUGUUGGAGAGGAAGAGCUGGACGAUAUACAGUGUCAGAAAGGAGCAAAGAACUGCAAGGAGCUGUUAGCUAGAGGGAACAUCCUGAGCGGCUGGUACACCAUCUACCCCCAUGACUGUAACGCCCUGACUGUGCUGUGUGACAUGGACACAGAUGGUGGAGGAUGGAUUGUGUUCCAGAGACGGGUGGAUGGCUCCGUGGAUUUUUUCCGUGACUGGAAUUCGUACAAGAGAGGUUUCGGCAGCCAGCUGUCAGAAUUCUGGCUGGGGAAUGACAAUAUCCACCUGCUAACAUCCCUUGGAACCAACGAGCUUCGUGUUGAUCUCCGAGAUUUUGACAACAAGUAUCAAUUUGCUACCUUUGGAUCAUUCAAAAUUGGAGGGGAGACUGAGAAAUACAAGCUGAUCCUUGGAGCCUUUGUUAAUGGCACUGCAGGGGAUUCAUUAAUCAUCCACAACAACAUGCCGUUUACAACCCGAGACUUUGACAAUGACCUGUAUUCAGGUAACUGUGCAACAUCCUUUAAAGGAGCCUGGUGGUACAAGGAUUGUCACUGGUCCAACCUGAACGGAUUAUACUUGAGAGGAGCCCAUGAAAGCUAUGCUGAUGGGGUGAACUGGAAGACAGGCAAAGGGCAAAAGUACUCCUACAAGGUGUCAGAGAUGAAAUUUAGGCCCAUGUAGCCAAUCAGAGAAGCAGUUAUAGUAAUUCCACUUAGCUCUUAUACAGCAAUUAUAGGCCUGUCAUAGUGAUCAUUUAGCUGGAGAUGUGCUGAGAUGAAUUCUUUUUAUAGCACAAUGUUUUCUUUGUCUUUCAUGUUCUGUUUUUCUGCUCACCCAAUGAGAAGCGCAGCCAUUUAUGUAACAGAAAGUAGAAAUAUGGGCUCAUUAGUCAGUCAUGGAAUGGGUAAAUCUCUGCAAAGCUACUAAAGAAAUGGUUAAAUACACAUGGACCCAAAGUCAUAAGUAAAGCUAGAGCCCAUCACCUUCAGCGCAAUAACUGCAAGCCCCUAAUACCUGAGCUAAGUAAGUCUCUUUAGCUGUGUGUAAUGGGCCAUUGUCUUUGUAUACCAGCCACUAAGGGAAGACAUCAAAUUACACACUCAGCCCCUGCAGUGCACCAGGACUAGAGCUGGUAACAAUAAGGCAAAAAUAGUUUUGUGGGGAAAAAAUGAAAUUUCUAAGUUGUUUUCAUUUCAAAGGGUUGAAAAUGAACCUUUUUUGGUUUUGUUUUUAAUUUUUUGUAUUUUUCCCCAAUUCCUUCCCCCUGAUACGUAUUAACAAAAAUGUCAUUGAAUGUUCUCAUUUACCAAAGUCCUGGCAUUCUAUAUACAAAAAACAUUUGUCGUCAUCAUGAGAACAUUUUUGAUAAAAAAAGAAAUGCUGAAAAAUUUCAAUUAAAAAUAUUGUGAAUUUUUCCAGUCAAACAAAACAUUACAAUGAUGUCAAUGAUAUUUUAUUAAAAUUUUCAUUAAAAAAAAAGCUGUUUGUCCAUAGAAAACUCAUAGUGUCUGGUGACACUGUGACAAAAAACCCAGAGCACCAUGUCUCAGCGCCUGGGUCAGCUGACUCAGGCUCACAGGGCUAUAAAAUUGCAGUGUCGACAUUCAGGCUUGGGCUGGAGCCUGGGCUCUGAGACUCUCCCCUGUAUGUGGUGUCACAGCCUGGGAUCCAGCCUGCGUCCAAACAUCUCUGCUGCAAUGUUAUAGCUUCGCAGCUGGAGCCCCGAGAGCCUGGGUUGGCUGACCCAGGCUAGCUGCGGUCAUGCCACAAGUCUUUUAUUGCAGUGUAAACAUGCCGUUAGCUCCAUGCUCUGUCUUCUGCUGCUUCCAUUACCAGAGGCCUCACCACAGCUCCUACCACGGUCAAGCAAUUUUUCCUCUGCUGCUAGUGAAUCAUUUCCCUUGGAAGCUGCAUCUGCCAGUGGCGAACCUUCCCCUCUGUUAGUAAAGCAAACACUGGCUCAAUGAUGUGCAUUUCGCAGACCUUUUUUUUUUUUUUAAA
Messenger RNA from Trachemys scripta elegans, 2430 nucleotides. Its product is annotated as ficolin-2-like. The record is from RefSeq and is a predicted model, not a curated record. The transcript has 10 exons. Lineage: Eukaryota; Metazoa; Chordata; Testudines; Emydidae. Bases 109 to 1110 code for a protein of 333 amino acids.